CCUGUUACCUUCUAUCUACCUUAUUAUCGACUUUUUGAUUGUCUCCUGCUCACGCUAACACAAAUUGUAUCUUGUCUAAUCUUCUCAUCUAUCCAGCCAACAGCGACGGAUAUACCAUGGCGCAUGAUACCCCUGAAAUGCAGUAUGAACAUAGCUCGAAUCUGAUUACUAUCUCUCGCCUCUCACAACAAGCGCCUCGAAUACUUGAACAGCACUCUCCAGGUGGUGAUGAUAUUCUAGUUGUGCCAUUUCUGAAACGCCAGUAUCAUGAGUCAUAUGAUCUCUUGGAGCAACUUGCUUUUGCAUGCUUACAAACAGGGGAUGAUAGAUCCGCUCUCUUGUGCAUUGAUAGACUAGCGAGCCGGUUUGGUUCUUCGAAUGACAAGUUGAUAGCAUUGCGGGGCUUACACGAAGAAGCUACUGCAGAAGAUCGCGCAGCUUUGGAGGAGUGUCUGCACAAAUACGACGCUAUACUGUUCAGGGACCCAGUUAACCUGCCAAUUUUAAAACGCCGAGUUGCACUUCUGCGUUCGCUGCAUAGACCAGUGGAGGCCAUUACGGGCUUGAUAAGACUUCUGGAUGCUGUUCCAACAGAUGCGGAGGCGUGGUGUGAACUCGCAGAUAUGUAUCAAUCUCAAGGGAUGAGUUCACAGGCAGUUUUCAGCCUCGAGGAGGCGCUGUUGAUUGUCCCGAACGCUUGGAAUGUACAUUGCCGGCUAGGAGAAGUCUUGUAUUCGUGCGCCAGUUCGACCGACGUAGGAAAUGCUUGUCAUCUUUUACGCAGAUCCAUUCGGUAUUUCUGUCGAAGUAUCGAACUCUGUGGCGAUUACUUGAGAGGCCUCUAUGGUCUGUUUAUCGCAACAUCACUCCUGCUCGAGAAAAAGACGGACUACCAAGAAGAGUCAUCAGUCUCCGCAAGUUCCAUAUCAACCGAUACGCUGAAAAGUCUCAACACAUUUGCAAGGAAUCGUCUCGAGGAAAUUGUGGCUCGACGUUCGUCAGAUCAUCACUUAUGGGAGCACGGUCAAGCUGAGCUUAUAGCCGUGAAGGAGCUUCUCGAUCGCUUCGGUCGCGCUAGCGAUUGA
Aspergillus uvarum CBS 121591 is the source of this 1085-nucleotide messenger RNA. RefSeq lists its product as uncharacterized. Gene Ontology annotation, cellular component: EMC complex. Gene Ontology annotation, biological process: protein folding in endoplasmic reticulum. NCBI's taxonomy places the organism in Eukaryota, Fungi, Ascomycota, Eurotiomycetes, Eurotiales, Aspergillaceae. Bases 117 to 1085 code for a protein of 322 amino acids. The transcript is spliced from 4 exons. The record is from RefSeq and is a predicted model, not a curated record. Gene Ontology annotation, molecular function: protein binding.